Molecule: messenger RNA, 681 nt
Organism: Acanthosepion pharaonis
Lineage: Eukaryota; Metazoa; Mollusca; Cephalopoda; Sepiida; Sepiidae
Source: the annotation of a GenBank genome assembly
AUGGUGCCCUUCUUUGACGUUUGCAGUAUUUCUUCAACGUUGAAAGUGCCGACUCCCUUGACGGCUUUAGUCGUUUUCUUUCUUUCUUUCUUUCUUUCUUUCUUUUUCUUUCAUUUUUCUUUCUUUCUUUCAUUUUUCUUUCUUUCUUUCUUUCUUUCUUUCAUUUUUCUUUCUUUCUUUCUUUCAUUUUUCUUUCUUUCUUUCUUUCUUUGUUUCUUAUAUUUAUUUUCUCUUCUUUCUUACCUUUCUUUGCCUUUUACGUUGUCCAAUAAUAAUAAAAUAAUACGCACAUCGUGUAAAACCUCCUCUCGUUUCUCCUUCUGCAUUUCCAACAUUUUCUUUCUUUUUUUCUUUCUUUCUCUCUUUCUUUCUUUCUUUCUUUUUUAUUUUUUCCUCUUUCUCGUUCUUUCUUUCUUUUUCUUUCUUUCUUUCUUUUUUAUUUUUUCCUCUUUCUCGUUCUUUCUUUCUUUUUCUUUCUUUCUUUCUUUUUUAUUUUUUCCUCUUUCUUUCUUUCUUUCUUUCUUUCUUUCUUUCUUUCUUUCUUUCUUUCUUUCUUUCUUUCUUUCUUUCUUUCUUUGCUCUUUACGCUCUUGGCGAUCGACUUUUAAUCUCAAACGCAAAUUUGCAUUCGUACUGUUUGUGUUUGAUUUCAACGGGCUAAAGGAUAAGAAUUUUAAUUGA